CGUGCCCGGCGUCGCCCAGAGCGCGCGUGCGCGCGCCCCCUCCCCUCCCCCCUCCCCCCGCCCUCACCUGGCGGACCCGGCGGCAGCAAUGGCGGCGCCCACGGCCUCCCUGCGGCCCGUCACGCACUUGCUCUUUGACAUGGACGGCCUCCUCCUCGACACGGAACGGCUGUACUCGGAGGUGUUCGGCGAGAUCUGCGGCCGCUACGGGAAGGCCUACAGCUGGGACGUCAAGGCCCUGGUGAUGGGCAAGACGGCGCUGGAGGCCGCCCAGAUCAUCGUCGAGGAGCUCUCGCUGCCCACCACCGGCCAGGCGCUGGUGCAGGAGAGCCAGGCCAUGCUGCAGGCGCGGUUCCCCACCGCGGGCCUCAUGCCAGGGGCGGAGCGGCUGGUGCUCCACCUGCGCCAGCAUGGCGUGCCCAUGGCGGUGGCCACCAGCUCGGGGCAGGCGUCCUUCCGGGCCAAGACGCAGGCGCACGGCGGCCUCUUCCGGCUCUUCGACCACGUGGUGCUGGGCGACGACCCCGCCGUGCGCAGCGGCAAGCCGCACCCCGACAUCUUCCUGGCCUGUGCCCGCCGCUUCUCGCCGCCAGCCCCCCCGGAGCAGUGCCUGGUCUUCGAAGACGCCCCCAACGGGGUGGAGGCGGCGCUGGCGGCCGGCAUGCAGGUGGUGAUGGUGCCCGACGGGCACCUGCGGCCGGAGCUGACGGCCAGGGCCACGCUGGUGCUGGCCUCGCUGCAGGACUUCCAGCCCCAGCUCUUCGGCCUGCCACCCUUCGCCUGAGGCCGCCCCGCCCGGCCCCACGGUGAGCCGUCUGCCAGGGGUAUC
Pipistrellus kuhlii (Kuhl's pipistrelle) is the source of this 829-nucleotide messenger RNA. It is a transcript of the gene PUDP, whose product is annotated as pseudouridine 5'-phosphatase. The record is from RefSeq and is a predicted model, not a curated record. NCBI's taxonomy places the organism in Eukaryota, Metazoa, Chordata, Mammalia, Chiroptera, Vespertilionidae. Gene Ontology annotation, molecular function: phosphatase activity. Bases 89 to 784 code for a protein of 231 amino acids. The transcript is spliced from 5 exons.